Anneissia japonica is the source of this 1078-nucleotide messenger RNA. RefSeq lists its product as uncharacterized. The coding region runs from base 572 to 1078 and encodes 168 amino acids. The record is from RefSeq and is a predicted model, not a curated record. The transcript has 5 exons. NCBI's taxonomy places the organism in Eukaryota, Metazoa, Echinodermata, Crinoidea, Comatulida, Comatulidae.
GUCCCAGGUAAGUCAAAAUAUGUAAAUGAUCGACAUUAUGACGGCGUUAAUAAUCGUUACAAGCAUAGUAUAAGACUAAUAUUUAUAUAAGUGAUGUUUUGCCCUACAUGACGUGUUAUUUUACCGAAUGCUGAGUUAAAUACUUGUGAGAACUCACGAUCUGAUAUCUAGCCUAGCGCCAUAAUUAUCCUGAAGGUCUUUCGCUCGAUUCCCAUCUGAAUCGCUUGCGAAUUUUUUCCCCAAGUUGGGAACGUACUGAGUAUUCGGUACAAUGAAACGGCAGGUAGGGCAAAGAAUCACUCUUAUGAUAUUCUCGCAAACUCACAUCGAAAUAUCAAAUGUUAAGUUGUGCUGAAUACCAAUAUGUAUAAUUGUUGCCUCUAUCAAAACAUAAGUUUUUCUUGAUCACUUAUACGACAGUCACAUUUUAUUGCGAAUAGAGGAGAGAACAUAAACAUUCAAGAGACAAAACUCAACAUUAUUAUGGCUAUUAAAAUUUGAAUUAUAUUGUAAUACAUUUAAGUAGACCUAUGUUUUUAACAAAUAGUUUAUUUCAUUGUUAUAGAAAGCUAUGGUAAGCAAUGAAAGUUGGGCUAUAAAGAUCGGUACCAUGUAUCUCGUUGAAAACGUAAGACAAAACAGGAGGCGAUCAGUAACAGAAAAGAAGAAGUGCACAGUGAUUGCCUUUGUUUCAUCAGUUAUUAUUGUGGAAGAUAAAGGUGAAUACCUGAGAGUGAUAGAGUGUACCCAUAAAAAUAAUAUCAAGUUUGGAAAACAAGAUUAUCAGAACAUGGACUGCAUGGGAGGUGAGAACCUGAUACUAACUACAUUUGACCCUCUUACCAACUUACCUAUCAAAGAAUAUGAAAUCAUACUCGAAAACAGUACUGAAAUACUGGAAUGGAUGAAAGCAUUCGAAUUUUGGGAAGAGGAAAAGCAAUUUCAAGAUAGCGAAUAUAUAAUUCCUGUGAAAGUAGGCUUACUGGAUACAGGCGUGACAAAUCCAACGUAUGAGGUUUUCCACAUUACAACAUACGAUUUCAACUAUUUCAUUGUUUACACGUUAUGUUUGGCUUGA